CAUAUAUAACUCCUUCACAUCUAGAGAGAAAGUUAGAAGGAGAAAAAAAAAGGCAAAAAAAAAAAGACUUUUAUUUCAGCGUGUAAAGCAAAUUGUUUCAUCUUGGUAAUCCAUCGAGUAUGAAUUUUCGAUUUCAAAUAUAUAUAUAAAAGACUAUCUAAUCAAGUAUGAUCAUAUCAUUGCUGCCUCCUCCGGUGUUGAUGCAUUUCCUCUUCGCAUUGCUUGCUGGUUUUACUCUUCUUGGCGAUGCCCAGGAUCAAGCAGGAUUUAUCAGCAUAGAUUGUGGCUUGCAACCUGAUGUUACAAGCUAUACUGAGAAGGUUACACGAUUAAACUUCGUUUCCGACUGGACAUUCGUAGACACCGGUGAAAGCAAGAUGAUUUUAGAAAAAUACAAAGGUGAAUACCAACGGCAGUACUCCUCUCUUAGGAGCUUUCCUGAGGGAAACAGGAAUUGCUACAAAAUUAAGGAUGUUUCAGCAGGUACCAAAUAUUUGAUCCGAGCAGGGUUCUUGUACGGUGACUAUGAUAGACGAGAUAUGCCUCCAAGUUUUGAUCUUCACAUUGGAAGUGACUUGUGGGAUACAGUAAAUAUUUCAGACUCCAAAAAUACUGUGGAUAAGGAGAUCAUUCAUAUCCCACCACAAAACCAUAUGCUUGUUUGCCUGGCUAACACAGGUCACGGGAUUCCAUUUAUAUCAACUUUAGAACUAAGGCCCUUGGAUAAUGGCUUAUCAAACUCAAAGGGCGGUAGGUGGGACGUUGGUUCUUCUAGUGCAUACAGGUACAACAAGGAUUUUUAUGAUCGUUUUUGGUACAAGUGGCAACCUCAAAAUUGGAAAACUUUAAGCACAAAACUUCCCAUCAUUGACUCUGAAGGCAUCGAUGCACAUUACAACAUACCAAGUGUAGUUAUGAGCACUGCCGCCGCGCCGGUCGCAAAUGGUUCUUUGAUCUUCCGGUGGCCGCCAAGUGGCAUCAGUACUCCAGGUGAUCAAUAUUACUUCUACAUGCAUUUUGCUGAAAUCCAACUUCCCCAAGCUAAUGAGACGAGGGAAUUCAACAUUUUCUAUAACGGACGCCUCUUCGACGGACCGAUUUCUCCUCCGUACUUACGAACAAGAACGGUGUACAACAAAAUUCCGUUUACAGGGCCGUACCAACAUAAUUUUACGAUCUACGAGACUGAAAACUCAACUCUUCCGCCCAUCCUCAAUGCCUUGGAGAUUUAGACCUUCAAACAAUUUUCACUGCAAGAAACAGACCAACAAGAUGUUGAUGCUAUUGCAAAAGUCAAGUCAACUUAUGGCUUAAAGAGAAACUGGCAAGGAGACCCAUGUCUUCCCAAAGAGUACUCGUGGGAAGGUCUACAGUGUAGCUAUGAUGGAGAUGAUAAGCCUCCAAGAAUUAUAUCCUUGAACUUGUCUUCAAGUGAAUUGACCGGGGAGAUAGCUCCUUCUAUAGCGAACCUAACAAUGAUACAAAUUUUAGAACUAUCAAACAAUAACUUUACGGGACGAGUGCCAAAGUUCUUGUCUCAACUGCAACAAUUAAGGGUCUUAAACUUGGAUAACAACCAGCUCAACGGUACACUUCCAGUAGAGCUCAUGGCAAAAUGGAAGAAAUCUUUGCUACGACUGAGUGUAAACGGGAAUCCAAAUUUAUGCGCAUCAGUUUCUUGCAAAAAGAAGCAUUCUGUAGUUCCAGUAGUAGCAUCAGUUGUUGGAACUUCUCUCCUCUUGUUGGCCGUAGCAGCAUUAGUCCUCUGGUGGCGGCAUCUUUUAAGGAAUAGAUCACAUGGUUUAGCGAAGGCAAAAUUCACUGUUGGUCAAUAUUCAUUGGAGUUAAGGAACGGACAAUUUUCAUAUAACUACAACGACGUACUAAGGAUCACCAACAAGUUUGAGAGGGAUGGUAAAGGCGGAUUUGGAACAGUUUAUCAUGGUUAUGCAGACGAUACCCAAGUAGCUGUGAAAAUGCUCUCACCAUCAUCGGUUCAAGGAUAUCAGCAAUUUCAAGCAGAGGUCAGCAUUCUGCUGAGAGUUCACCAUAGGAAUUUAACAGCUCUUGUUGGUUAUUUCACUGAUGAGAACAACACAGGGCUUAUAUACGAGUAUAUGGCCAACGGUGACUUGCAAUCACAUCUCUCUGCAGAUAAUAGUUCUGUUAAUAUUUUGAGCUGGAAAAACAGACUUCAAAUAGCAAUUGAUGCAGCACAAGGACUGGAGUAUCUCCAUCAUGGCUGUAAACCUCCUAUAAUCCAUAGAGAUGUGAAAGCCGCAAAUAUCUUGUUAGAUGAAAAGUUUCAAGCCAAACUAUCCGAUUUUGGCAUAUCUAAAACUUUUCCAACUGAUGAUGGACUGACUCAUGUAUCAACUGUAGUUGCUGGUACUCCUGGGUACCUUGAUCCUGAGUACUACAAGUCAAAUAGGUUAAAUGAGAAAAGUGAUGUUUACAGCUUCGGGAUGGUCCUAUUGGAGAUCAUUACUGGGAAACUUGUAAUAUCGAAAACCAACGAUAACACUCGUCUUAACGAAUGGGUAACUUUGAUUCUUCAGAAAGGGCUUAUCAAUAGCAUUAUUGAUCCAAGGUUGCAAGGAAACUUCCAUGUUGCCGGUGCUUGGAAAGCAGUGGAAAUAGCAAUAAAUUGUGUAUCUUUAAACUCAACCGAACGACCGACAAUGACUCAGGUGGUCGGAGAACUAAAAGAGUGUUUGAAUGCUACGAAAGUUGCUAAUUAUGCAGAGGAGACCAAAUCAAAAGAUUCAAGUGAUCAAGCGAUUCCUUUGAAUGAUCUGCUCACUUAUGGCAUAGCUUCUCAACCCUCAGCUAGGUAACUAUUCUUGUGUAUGUUAUAAUCUACGAUAAGAAAUAGUAGUUUGUGAGACCUGAUACCAUUUUAUGCUACGCUGUAUCCUACUGUUUCUAAUCCAAUAUUUGUACUUCUAAUUUCUGCAUAUUCGUAUAAGUAUUUUUCUCCCUACUUUUUCUAGCAAAAACACGUCCGUUGAGGAAAAUGACACCUAAAAUUUUUAU
Molecule: messenger RNA, 3036 nt
Organism: Morus notabilis
Lineage: Eukaryota; Viridiplantae; Streptophyta; Magnoliopsida; Rosales; Moraceae
Product: probable LRR receptor-like serine/threonine-protein kinase At1g05700
Biological process (GO): protein phosphorylation
Molecular function (GO): protein binding; ATP binding; protein kinase activity
Source: RefSeq, a predicted model, not a curated record